Messenger RNA from Kwoniella botswanensis, 1506 nucleotides. RefSeq lists its product as uncharacterized. The record is from RefSeq and is a predicted model, not a curated record. Lineage: Eukaryota; Fungi; Basidiomycota; Tremellomycetes; Tremellales; Cryptococcaceae. Gene Ontology annotation, biological process: transmembrane transport. Gene Ontology annotation, cellular component: membrane. Bases 1 to 1506 code for a protein of 501 amino acids. Gene Ontology annotation, molecular function: transmembrane transporter activity. The transcript has 9 exons.
AUGGCCGAUCACACCGAAACGAAACAAAUCGAUGACAAGGAUGUCGAAUUGGCAGUCCUGCACCAAAGUGUUGAUGAUGCCAACCCGCAUAUGCCAGAGAGUCUUCGAGGCUUGACCGACGACGAACGACGGGUCCUUGAGAAGAAGAUCGUCCGAAAGGCCGAUAUGGUCAUCCUUCCCAUCAUCGGUGUUCUUUACAUCUUGAACUACAUCGAUCGACAGAACCUUUCCGCUGCCAAGCUCCAGGGUAUCAUGGACGACCUCAAUAUGACCGCCCAACAAUUCGCUACCUCGAUCUCAAUCUUGUUCGUCGGUUAUCUGCCAUUCCAAAUUCCGAGUAACUUGAUCAUUUCCCACAUCACUCGUCCUGGUGCCUAUAUCUGCAUUGCCGUUACCAUCUGGGGGUCAAUCUCCGCGGCUACAGCUGCUGUGCACUCUUACAACGCUCUUCUUGCCGUGCGAGUCAUCUUGGGGGCAGUGGAAGCUGUCUUCUUCCCAGGUGUCAUCUACCUCCUGUCCGCUUGGUACACUAAGAACGAGCUUGGAAGAAGAAUUGCAGGGUUGUAUAUCGGUCAACAAGUCGGUAACGCUUUUGGUGGUCUUAUUGCGGCCGGAUGUCUCAAACUUGACGGUGCUCACGGUAUCAGAGGAUGGAGAUGGUUGUUCAUCAUUGAGGGAGUUGCCACCGUUGGACUUGGUCUUAUCUUCGGUUUAUUCCUGCCUGAAUACCCUCACAACGCCAAGAUGCUCAAGCCCAUCGAACGAGAUAUGGCGGUGUGGCGACUUGAGCGAGAAGCUGGUGCUGCUGAAGGGAAUGAACAAAUUGGUACCAUGCAAGGUUUCUUCAUUGGUCUGAAAGACCCAAAGAUCUACUGUCUCAUCUUCAUGAACAUGAUGUCUCAAUGUAUGGGCUCGAUUGCCAACUUCUUCCCUACCAUUGUCAAGACCCUCGGAUAUAAUUCGAUCAACACUCUGCUCCUCACCGCGCCACCAUACGUCUUCGCUGGUUUCUUCUACUGUGGCUUGACCUGGUACAGUGACAGGAAAAACACGAUGUAUCUCCCUAUCUUGUUCUGUCUGUCUCUCGCAUCAAUCACAUACAUCAUUUCCUUGGCCACUACCAACACUGCCGCGCGAUACACGGCCAUGAUGUUCAUGCCUUCAGGAAGUGUCGGUCCCCAGCUCCUCCUCUACAAGACCAUCAACCACCACAUGCCCCGGCCCGUAGCCAAGAGGGCCGCUGCUAUUGCCAUGAUGAAUGCGAUUGGCGGUACUUCAAACAUCUGGACGAGUUAUCUCUGGUACAAUGGUCCAAGAUACUUUGCCGCUUUCGGAGCCUUGCUUGCAAGUGGUGUCGUCUUUGCUGCAACCCUCACGGGAUACAAGUUCUACCUUCACCAACAAAACCGAAAACUCGACGAAGGUGGCGAGAGAGCAAAGGAGACUAUGAAAUACGGUGUCACUCAACAAAUGAUCGAUAUGGGAUGGAGAUACGAAGGUUAUUAA